Molecule: messenger RNA, 3341 nt
Organism: Jatropha curcas
Lineage: Eukaryota; Viridiplantae; Streptophyta; Magnoliopsida; Malpighiales; Euphorbiaceae
Product: Peptidase M1 family protein
Biological process (GO): proteolysis
Cellular component (GO): chloroplast
Molecular function (GO): zinc ion binding; metallopeptidase activity
Source: RefSeq, a predicted model, not a curated record
UUGGGGGCACAAUAAGAGCAUCUGUGAGUGCGAGUGUGAGUGUGACUUUGUUAUAUCCUAUGUUUUAUUUUUCUGAGAAUAACUCUGUUUUCACUUCGAUUGAUCUUCAAAAGGUCAAAACUAGGAAGUUUUCAGUUUGAAUGGCUCGGUUGAUUCUUCCAUGCAAAAGUUCGUGUUUGACAAAGACCAAUCUCUUGGGUUUGAUCUCCUUUGCUCCUCUUCAGGCUAAAGGACGAGCUAGUUGCUUUCCAAAUUCUGUGAAAAAUAUUCCAAAAUACAGGCAAUUUUUUAGUUCAGAGGUCACAUUUCGAAGAAAUCAUCGGUUUGCAUACCCUGUGUUACAUAGGGCUAACCAAGACAGCAGGAGGCUAAUUUGUUCAGUUGCUACAGAACCGUUGCCUAAGCAAGUUGAAGAAUCCAAAAUGGACGCACCAAAAGAAAUCUUUUUGAAGGAUUACAAGUUACCAGAUUACUGCUUUGAUACGGUGGAUUUGAAUUUUUCACUUGGUGAGGAAAAAACAAUUGUUAGUUCAAAAAUAACUGUUUUCCCCAGAGUUGAAGGUUCGUCUGCCCCACUGGUUUUGGAUGGAAGCAAUCUAAAGUUAAUUUCAAUUAAGAUCAAUAGUGAGGAGUUGAAGAACAAAGAUUAUCAUUUGGACUCACGCCACUUGAAAAUCCAAUCACCACCUACUGGUACAUUUUCAUUGGACAUUGUUACUGAGAUAUAUCCUCAGAAGAACACAUCAUUAGAGGGGCUUUACAAGUCUUCAGGGAAUUUCUGCACCCAAUGUGAAGCAGAGGGCUUUCGCAAAAUUACUUUUUAUCAGGACCGCCCUGAUAUAAUGGCAAAAUACACAUGCCGAAUUGAAGCUGAUAAAUCAUUGUACCCAGUAUUGCUGUCCAAUGGAAACCUCAUAGAACAAGGAGACCUUGAGGAUGGCAAGCAUUAUGCUCUUUGGGAGGAUCCCUUCAAGAAGCCCAGCUACUUGUUUGCGUUAGUUGCCGGCCAGUUGGAGAGCAGAGAUGAUACAUUUGUUACUCGGUCUGGUCGAAAUGUGUCACUAAGGAUUUGGACCCCAGCCCAAGAUGUGCAGAAGACAGCACAUGCUAUGUUUGCACUUAAAGCAGCAAUGAAAUGGGACGAAGAUGUUUUCGGUCUUGAAUAUGAUCUGGAUCUCUUCAAUAUUGUCGCUGUUCCAGAUUUUAACAUGGGAGCUAUGGAGAACAAAAGUCUCAAUAUUUUCAAUUCCAAGCUUGUUUUGGCAUCUCCAGAAACAGCUUCGGAUGCAGAUUAUGCUGCAAUUUUGGGAGUCAUUGGUCAUGAGUACUUCCAUAACUGGACUGGCAAUAGAGUGACUUGCCGUGACUGGUUCCAGCUUAGCUUAAAGGAAGGGUUAACUGUAUUCCGGGAUCAGGAAUUUUCAUCAGACAUGGGUAGCCGUACUGUAAAGAGGAUUGCUGAUGUUUCAAAGCUUCGAAAUUACCAAUUUCCACAGGAUGCUGGUCCCAUGGCUCAUCCUGUACGACCACAUUCUUACAUCAAGAUGGAUAACUUCUACACAGUCACGGUGUAUGAAAAGGGAGCUGAAGUUGUCAGGAUGUACAAAACCUUGCUGGGGAGUCAUGGUUUCAGAAAGGGCAUGGAUCUUUAUUUUAAGAGGCAUGAUGGCCAAGCUGUAACCUGUGAAGAUUUCUUUGCUGCCAUGCGAGAUGCAAAUGAUGCAGAUUUUGCUAAUUUCUUACUAUGGUACUCCCAAGCUGGUACGCCUCGUGUGAAAGUUACGUCAUCUUACAAUGCGGAAGCUCGUACUUUCUCCUUGAAGUUUAGUCAAGAGGUGCCGCCAACUCCAGGCCAACCAAUUAAAGAACCAAUGUUCAUUCCUGUGGCACUAGGUCUGCUUGAUUCAAGCGGCAAGGACAUGCCUCUUUCUUCUGUCUAUCAAGAUGGAACACUAAGGUCUAUCACAAGCAACAAUCAACCCAUAUACACAACGGUUCUUAGUAUAACCAAGAAAGAGGAAGAGUUUGUCUUCUCUGACAUACUUGAGCGGCCAGUUCCUUCUAUAUUGCGGGGUUAUAGUGCUCCUAUUCGUCUUGAAUCUGAUCUCUCCGACAGUGAUCUGUUUUUCCUUCUUGCUCAUGAUUCGGAUGAAUUCAACCGUUGGGAGGCUGGACAGGUCUUGGCAAGGAAGCUGAUGCUGAGCUUAGUGGCCGAUUUCCAACAAAACAAACCAUUGGCUUUAAAUCCAAAGUUUGUAAAUGGGCUUAGAAGCAUACUCGGUGACUCCAGCUUGGAUAAAGAAUUUAUUGCGAAGGCGAUAACUCUGCCUGGUGAAGGAGAGAUAAUGGACUUGAUGGAAGUUGCAGAUCCUGAUGCUGUUCAUGCUGUUCGAUCUUUCAUCAGGAAGCGGCUUGCCUCUGAACUAAAACCAGAGUUGCUAAACACAGUUGAAAAUAAUAGGAGCUCAGAAGAAUACGUCUUUAAUCACCUGAACAUGGCUAGACGUGCUCUAAAAAAUGUUGCCCUUGCAUAUCUUGCAUCACUGGAAGAUGAGGAGUUAACAAACCUUGCUCUACAUGAGUACAGAACAGCCACAAAUAUGACAGAACAAUUUGCAGCUUUGGUAGCCAUAGCCCAGAACCCUGGUAAAACACGUGAUGAAGUCUUGGCUGACUUCUAUAACAAGUGGCAACAUGACUUUUUGGUUGUGAAUAAAUGGUUUGCCCUCCAAGCAAGCUCUGAUAUUCCUGGGAAUGUUGAGAAUGUCCGAGCCCUCUUAAAUCAUCCAGCAUUUGACCUACGCAAUCCAAACAAGGUAUACUCGCUUAUUGGAGGAUUUUGCGGUUCUCCUGUGAAUUUCCAUGCAAAGGAUGGAUCAGGCUACAAUUUCUUGGGGGAGAUAGUGGUGCAACUAGACAAAAUUAAUCCUCAGGUGGCCUCCCGCAUGGUGUCGGCUUUCUCACGAUGGAGACGCUAUGAUGAAACCCGGCAAGCCCUUGCCAAGGCACAGCUGGAGAUGAUAAUGUCUACUAAUGGACUCUCUGAGAAUGUGUUUGAGAUUGCAUCGAAAAGUCUGGCUGCUUAGACUCCGACUCUAUAGGGAAAUAAUAAGUACCGGUUGCCUCUGUUUUCAAUAUAGUUCUAGUUCUGUGCUGUAGAAGCUGCUGCUGGAUUCAGUAGCUCUCAAAACUCAUUUUCAUUAUCAGAUGUGUGAUAUUUAACUGUGAAAUAAAAAUGCCAUUAACAGCAAAAGAAAGGUUUUGUAAACCAGCUUUUUUAGAGAAAUUAUUAAACCAGCAGUUAAGCUACAAGAAAAUGAAUCUACUGAUGGUGAUCAUAA